AUGGAUAUAACAGACAGAAAGGCCUUGAUGGGGGCCUUAUCUAGCAUGAAGAAAAUUACCCCCUUCAAGAGAGAGCUGAACCGAAAACCCUCGUCCAGCUACAAGGAAUUUCUUGCGCGAGCGCAAGGGUACAUCAACACCGAAGAGGCAGACGCAAAUGACCCCGAGCAUAGGUCCAACAAGAAUAAGGGACCGAACAUGGGUCAACGCCAGCAAAACAGGAUGGGAAGAAGCGUCGAGGUGGAGGAAGCGGAGACAAGAAGCCAGCUACGACGACGAGCGCUCCAGAAGCCAAGGCAAGAGGAUACCCGUAAGCCUCGACUAUUUCAAAAGUACGAUUCCUACCACGAGCUAACGGUAGGAGUCGAGGAGGUUUUAAACCAGGUUGGCUGCAAAAACCUGCUGCGCCGACCAGAACCGAUGAAAUCGGAUCCUAGCCGAAGGAACCAAAAGAAAUUCUGUAGGUUCCACGGCGAUGUCGGCCACCACACCAACGAUUUCGCUGACCUAAAGGAUGAAAUCGAGAGAGUAAUCCGCGAGGGGAGGCUACAGGAGUUCAGAGCCGAGCGGAGACCUCGAAACGACGGCCACGGUGGACAGAAUGACGGUCGACGCCGAGAGGAGAACCAGCGCCCAGAGGACCGCGAACCCGUCAACGUCAUACAAACUAUCCUCGGCGGCCCCUAUAUAGGAGGAGACUCAAGGAGGUCUCAGAAGGACUACGCCCACGAGGCCAGGGGGGUUUACCAGGAAAGGUUCUGGAGCGUCUCCGCGGUAAAAACCCCAAGAUAUAGCCACACCGACGUGGCCUUUAAUGAGGACAACGCCAGCGGAGUUCACUUCCCCCACAACGACGCAUUGGUGGUGGAAGCCAUGAUUGGGAACCAUACUGUAUGCCGAAUCCUGGUAGACAAUGGGAGUUCGGUGGACCUCCUGUACUCCGACUGCUUGGAAAAAAUGGGGAUCCAAAAGGAGCAGUUGGAAAAGACCUCCAGGCCAUUAUACGGUUUCACCGGGGACUCCGUCAUCCUUUAG
Messenger RNA from Morus notabilis, 1035 nucleotides. RefSeq lists its product as uncharacterized. The coding region runs from base 1 to 1035 and encodes 344 amino acids. The record is from RefSeq and is a predicted model, not a curated record. The transcript has a single exon. NCBI's taxonomy places the organism in Eukaryota, Viridiplantae, Streptophyta, Magnoliopsida, Rosales, Moraceae.